UACUAGCUACGAUAUUUCAGAUGCUGAUAAUUACAAUUUCAUUAUCGUAUGUGAGCGGGGAGUAUACUAUACGUCCAAUUCCUCUGUUAUGAUAUGCAUAUAAAAUUAUUAUUAUUAUUAUUAUUUUUAUGUGUGUAGAUUGCGCACUCAUCCGAGCGACGUCACACUAGGCCAUAUUCAAGUGACUGGAUGUAUUCUCUGAAGUACGACUACAGUAACAUUUAACGACUGUUCAAGUAUAUUGUUCAUCUAAAUCAGCAUUUUUUAAAAGCUUGCACUUCUUCUGUCCUGGAAAAAUAAAUAUUCCACCAGUUUACUUGAGUGUCUCUUGAGUUGACCAUGAGAUCAAGACAAAGAGGAGUUAAUCUGGGCUUUCUUAUGCUCAUUUCCCAGCUCUUUCGAAUAGGACCCAGUAAUGUCCCCCCUGUAACCCUUGCUACUCUGGGGCUAAACAUUUACCUUUUCCUGGCCCCUCAAAAGCAAUUGCUGGACGUGUGCAUCAGUGUACAGAAUGCCUAUAUCUACAAGGACUGGACACGUCUUAUCUUCUCCCCCUUUUACCAUGCCGAUGACUGGCAUCUAUACUUCAACAUGGUGUCUUUGCUGUGGAAAGGAAUACAGCUAGAGAGAAGACUUGGCAGCCCAUGGUUUGCCUACAUCAUUGGAGUGUUUUCUCUGAUGACUGGUGUUGUAUACAUCAUAUUGGAAAUGGUGUUAACUGAAUUUACAAAGGAUCCAUCAUACAGUAGGCAGUGUGCAGUGGGUUUCUCAGGUGUCUUAUUUGCCUUGAAGGUGAUAAACAACCAUUAUUUCCCAGGGGGUGUUGCACAUGUGUUUGGAUUCCCAAUUGCCAAUAAGUAUGCCUGCUGGGUUGAGCUUGUAGCUAUUCAUUUGGUUUCACCUGGGACUUCUUUUGUUGGGCAUCUGGCCGGCAUUGUUGUUGGACUGCUGUACACCAAAGGGCCUCUGAAGAAGAUAAUGAAAAUGUGUGCAGGAGUUGUGUCUUCCGAUGGCGGUUAUUCAAGAGGUUCAUACUUUAAUUAUUCAGGAUACAGUGGACCGAGAAGUUCACCAAUAAGAUCUAAUACAUAUAACGCGUACAACCAGUACAGUCCAAACAACACUUACAGCGCCAGCAAUGAGGCCCCUGGGUAUGAACCAUACACAGGAGGGCUCUCUGAAGAAGAGCAGUAUCAAGCAGCCAUCAGGGCUAGCCUGAAUGAUCAAGGUAGUGGACAUGCUCAGAGAAGACCAAAUUAUGGAUUUAACAUUCCAACGGGACCUCUGACCUGGGAAGAGAUAAGACAACGAAGACUCAACCGCUUUGAGGGAUAAGGCAUGUACCCUCUGCUUUUAGAGAGCCAUGGAGUCUUUAACACCUCCCGUUCUGUUUACAGGACUAAAAUGUAAAAUGCAAUGUGUCACUCGGCUACAAAAACAAGUACCUGGAUAACCAUGUUGAUUUCCAAGCUUGAUUUGAUUAUUUUUCUGUUCAGUUUCAAACAAAAUAAUUUUUACCCAGAUGGCUUGGUAUGGGUAUUUUGAUCCAACACCUGCAGCAACUCCGCAGCUUACAUUCCAGCAUGUAUGGAAGGGUAUGUGGGUCACUGGCAAUAAUGAAGAGCGAUUGCUCUUUGGGUAUGUAGGGGCUAGAUUUGCCACUGAUUUCAUGCUAGACAACUGCUUGCUGAUUUGCUGGACAGACACCUUUGUACAGUACAGUAUAUGCAUGGUGGUGAUGGGUGCUGACAUUUUUUAUCAUGUCGACAAUUUGGGGCUGGUCUUGGAAUUUGUCCUGUUUACACACUUUUGUAAAAUACUUCAUCUGUCUCUUUGGUUGUGAUAGUACAUGUUAAGACAAUGUGGCAUUUCCUUGACAGUAUGAAACAAGACAUUGUUUACAUUAUGUCUACUGUCAGCAUGCUGUAAGAAGGAUCAGGGUCUACACAUUGUUGAAAGUGUAUCGGCUAACUAGAUCUCUCAUUAGCUUACAAUUAUACCUUUUCUGUGUUUAGUUUUCUCGUUGUUAUUUUUAUUUUCACUCUGGCAAAUUCCAUUUGUCCUGUUGCCAAACACAUUGUACGUUAAUUGUCCCUGUAGCAGUCAGCUAUCUACAUUAAAUUCAGUUCUUCAUACCUGCUGCACAGGAAGUCUAACAAUAGUGUGUAACUGGGUGGAUAUCUGGGAAAUUUAAAUAAGGGACUUGCAAGAAACUUGUGUUUAAGUUAGAAUUUUUUGUUUUGUUUGUUUGGUUUUUUUUUUGUUUUAAGAGCCUUACUACAUUUAUGCUUUGUACUCCCAGCAUUAGUCCACAGUACAGAAACACUUACAGUUACCAAAUUGACAUAAGACCUCUCCCAUUCUUCAACAGACAUUUUAUAUUUACACUAUAAUUGUGUGUGUGUGUGUGUGUGUGUAUAUAUA
Molecule: messenger RNA, 2424 nt
Organism: Polyodon spathula (Mississippi paddlefish)
Lineage: Eukaryota; Metazoa; Chordata; Actinopteri; Acipenseriformes; Polyodontidae
Gene: rhbdd1
Product: rhomboid domain containing 1
Exons: 7
Coding region: 340-1335 (331 amino acids)
Cellular component (GO): membrane
Molecular function (GO): serine-type endopeptidase activity
Source: RefSeq, a predicted model, not a curated record